AUGUCCAUAGGAAGCUACAAUGCGUUUGGUUCGAACUUGGCCCGGCGGCAGAACUUCGCCAACUCCAGUAACAGGUCCUACUACUCAAGUAUCGGAUCGCACACGAAAAGUGAACAUAUGUGGUGGAACUAUGCUGACAAUGGCAAGAACACAGUCCACAACCACCGCGCUCUUCUCUAUAGCAGCGCCGCGCGCGGAGAGGAAGAGAUAUGGGAUCUGUCCGACUCCCUGGCCGACCUUUACAGUCGUGUCAACGAAGAGAACGCUGCGGCGGCGAACAGCUUCACGAUCCACCGCGACCACAGCAAGGAUGUCGACGUAAAGAAGUGGAUUAACGAGGACACUAGUCACGGCUUUAUACGAGUGUUUGUACCCAACAGUGAUAUAAAUACAUCUCGCCUCAUUCCGUGCACGCUGCGUACGACGGCCCAGCGUGUGUGCAUGCAGUGCGGUAUACCGGCUACCUCACUGCACGUGCAGUUUAAUGGGGACAUUAUCACUCGAAUGGAACCGACUGACCAUCCGCUGGCGGUACAGAAUGAAUUUUUAGGGAAUCUCGGUUAUUCGGAACCCAAAAAAAUACAAGAACAAGGAUAUAAUAAUGAACUUCAUUAUCUUGUAAAAUUCUAUUCAGGGAAACCAAUUGAGGACAAUACCUACUCCAAGAAUCAGUUAUCGUCAAUCUUGUUCGUUCGCAAAGGGAAACUGAUCUACCAAUGGAUUCAACGGUUUUGUUCUAUUUCCGGUACACGGCUUUUUAUACACAGAGAAACGACUCCACUCCAUGUUACCUCCACGACUCCGGAAGUAUGUGAAUCGACAUCUGGAUUGAAGAGGCAUAUGGUGAUGCGCAAGGAUGACCUACCACAGCAACAUCCGUUUAACCCUGUGAAAUCUCUGGGGUACACCUAUCUAUCUAUCUAUCUAUCUAUCUAUCUAUCUAUCUAUCUAUCUAUCUAUCUAUGUCCGUGUCUAUCACUAUUCUAUCUUUGCCAAAUCAUAGAGAUUAAAGAAAAGCACUGUGAAAUGCGAUGA
Acanthosepion pharaonis is the source of this 1035-nucleotide messenger RNA. The record is from the annotation of a GenBank genome assembly. Lineage: Eukaryota; Metazoa; Mollusca; Cephalopoda; Sepiida; Sepiidae.